AUGACCGGCCCGUCAAUCCAAGAUCGCACCAGCGAGUUUAGCUCUAUCUUGAGCCAAGCCCAAAAACGGCAAGGAGCCUCGAAAGUUGGAUCACAGCGCCAGGCGCUGUUGACGGAUACUCAGCGGCGACAAGCCAAUGGCUCACCAUCUGGUGCGCAGGAGGGGAAAACGGGGCGCUCGGAAUUUGCGCGAAGGGCGAGGGACAUUGGAAAGGGGAUCACCGGCACAACAGCAAAACUGCAGCGACUCGCGGAGUUGGCAAAGCGGAAAACGCUGUUCGAUGACCGACCCGUUGAAAUUUCCGAAUUGACAUACGUGAUCAAGCAAGACCUGGCGUCCCUGAACCAGCAGAUCGCGUCUUUAUCCGCCUUGACUCAGGCACAACACCCGAAAAUGAACCGCUCGAAGACAGACCAGGAAGGUGAACACAAUGAUAACGUUGUUGUCAUGCUACAGGGUAAAUUGGCAGAUGUGGGCGCCAGCUUUAAAGACGUUCUGGAAGUCCGCACGAAGAAUAUCCAAGCAUCCCGCACAAGGACCGAGAAUUUUGUCUCCUCUGUGUCAUCUAAGUCGCAAGGUGCACUCGAUUCCCAACGCUCCGAUUCGCCUUUAUACAAUCCUUCGGGAAGACGAACCCCUCAGCCUGGUGGAUACCAAGGCAACUCUUCAGAUCUUCUGACUUUGGACCCAUCAAAUCCUUCACCACUGGGACGCUCCUCUUUCCAGUCAGACCAACAGCUUAUGGUUAUGGAGGAGGCCCAGUCGAGCAACAGCUACACCCAGGCCCGUGGAGAGGCCAUUGAGGCCAUUGAACGAACAAUCAGUGAACUCGGGGGUAUUUUCGGUCAAUUAGCCCAGAUGGUCAGCGAGCAAUCUGAAAUGAUUCAGCGUAUCGAUGCCAACACAGAAGAUGUUGUGGACAACGUGGAGGGUGCACAGCGAGAACUGAUGAAGUACUGGACACGUGUUUCUGGCAACAGAUGGCUCAUCGCCAAAAUGUUUGGCGUUCUGAUGAUUUUCUUCCUUCUUUGGGUCUUGAUUUCGUGA
Molecule: messenger RNA, 1047 nt
Organism: Penicillium odoratum
Lineage: Eukaryota; Fungi; Ascomycota; Eurotiomycetes; Eurotiales; Aspergillaceae
Product: t-SNARE syntaxin
Exons: 4
Coding region: 1-1047 (348 amino acids)
Biological process (GO): endoplasmic reticulum to Golgi vesicle-mediated transport; vesicle fusion; intracellular protein transport
Cellular component (GO): SNARE complex; Golgi membrane; endomembrane system
Molecular function (GO): SNARE binding; SNAP receptor activity
Source: RefSeq, a predicted model, not a curated record